Chaetomium strumarium is the source of this 1179-nucleotide messenger RNA. Its product is annotated as peptidase S8/S53 domain-containing protein. Bases 1 to 1179 code for a protein of 392 amino acids. Gene Ontology annotation, biological process: proteolysis. The transcript has 4 exons. The record is from RefSeq and is a predicted model, not a curated record. Gene Ontology annotation, molecular function: serine-type endopeptidase activity. NCBI's taxonomy places the organism in Eukaryota, Fungi, Ascomycota, Sordariomycetes, Sordariales, Chaetomiaceae.
AUGCAGCUCCUUACUUGGCCUGGCCUCCUCCUCCUCCUGCCCCUUGGGCUCGCGGCACCCGUGAUCCAGCCGCGGGCCGCCCAGCUCAUCCCGGGCAACUACAUCGUCAAGCUCAAGGACGGUGCAUCCGAGAGCGCCCUGCAGGACGCCAUCCGGCAUGUCAAGUCGAGGCAGGCCAAGCACGUAUAUCGCGCCGGCCGCUUCAAGGGCUUCGCGGCGCCCCUGAGCCCGCAGGUGCUGGAUGCCGUGCGCAAGCUGCCCGAGGUCGAGUUCAUCGAGCAAGACGCGGUGGUGUCCAUCAACGAAUACAUCACGCAGGCCGACGUCCCCUGGGGCCUGGCGCGCAUCUCGCACCGCACCGUCAACGCGACCACGUACGUCUACGACGAGUCCGCCGGCGAGGGCACCUGCUCGUACAUUGUCGACACGGGCAUCUUCGUAGACCACGCUGACUUCACGGGCCGAGCAACCUUCCUAGCCAACUUCAUCGACUCAGACGAUACGGACGCCAACGGGCACGGCACGCACGUGUCGGGCACCGUGGGCGGGGCGACCUACGGCGUGGCCAAGAAGACGCUGCUCUACGGCGUGAAGGUGCUCGACGCCGGCGGCGGCGGCACCACGUCGUCGGUGCUGGCGGGCAUCGACUUUGUCGCGUCGGAUGCGGCCAACCGCACCGCCGCGGGGCAGUGUCCCAAGGGUAUUGUCGCCAACAUGAGUCUUGGUGGCGGGCGGUCGACGGCCAUCAAUUCUGCGGUUGCCAACGCUGUCGAGAGGGCCAGGGUGUUCUUUGCCGUGGCGGCUGGCAAUAGUGGUGGUGAUGCGCAGUUCCAGAGCCCCGCGAGUGAGCCGACUGCGUGUACGGUCGGGGCAACCAAUAAGACGGAUGAGAGGGCGCGCUUCUCGAAUUAUGGGAGUGUUGUGGAUAUCUUUGCGCCAGGGGUCGAUGUGCUUAGUAGCUGGCCUGGUGGUAGCGGUAGUGAGAGUAACAUUAUCUCCGGCACGUCGAUGGCCAGCCCACACGUCGCUGGGCUCGGGGCCUACCUGCUGGCGCUGCUCGGCCCGAAGACGCCCGUCGAGCUGUGCCAGUACAUCCAGGACACGGCCACGCUCGGCACCAUCACCAACCUGCCCGACGGCACCAUCAAUGCCAUUGCCUUCAACGGCAGUCCUGAGUGA